This is a messenger RNA of Acanthochromis polyacanthus (spiny chromis), 1382 nucleotides long. It is a transcript of the gene tmem244, whose product is annotated as transmembrane protein 244. The transcript has 6 exons. The record is from RefSeq and is a predicted model, not a curated record. Lineage: Eukaryota; Metazoa; Chordata; Actinopteri; Pomacentridae. Bases 395 to 877 code for a protein of 160 amino acids.
AUUAUCAGUCAGUCCCCCACAGUCAUCCUCAGGCAGGAGCUGACCUCACACGCCCUGCAGCGCUGCUCAAGCUGGACUCCUGGGACUUCUGCAGGAGCCACAUUCUACAGCAAUCAUAAGAUUCUAAUAUUUUGUUCUCAUCAGCAAUUUAUUUUUCCACUAUCAGAUCCGUUUUGGAGCCUCCACGAACAAGUCUGUCUGUGAUAUCUUUGGGCUGACGGAGUAAAAAGAGCUGCUGAGGUACCAGAGAGGCAUCAAAACAGGAUUAUCCAGCUGUUAAGUGUGAUAUCUGUGAAGGAGGAUUAGCCGACACGUCGCCCGACCUCCUAAUGAUGCUCAAAGUGCUCACAGAUCGGUUCUCUGCGACAUGUUUGGCAGCUGAAGAUGUCUCAUUAUGAUGCAUUUGGCUCAGUCGGUUCCCUUCGUUCUGCAAACAGCCCUCGAGGUUGUCCUGCAGAAUCUGUUGAUGUGCAUGAUCUGCUUCUACUCUCUCUACUACAUCGUGGUCAGCGUCUGCAUCGGCCUGCUCAGGGUUCAUGAGGUCAACAGUUUGUUGGCUCCGUUCGACUACACGACUCAACCAUCAUGGCAGAACCCAAAAUACCUCGUUGGAGUGGUCUCCACAGAAGUGACCUAUAUUCUGGGAGGCCUGGUGUUCGCCUGGAUCGUGGAGGAGUGGGUUUGGGAUUACGCCAUAACUGUCACACUGCUGCACAUCGCCAUGACAGUGGCAGUGAUGUCAGAAUUGCCUUCAGCUGAGGAAUGGUGGAUGGUUCUGGGUUCAGGCCUGGCGAUGAUGAUAAUCGGAGGACAACUUCUCGCCUACAAACUCUUCAGGAGCAACUUUGUGUAUCCAGCUGAACUACAGAACUUCUAAUGACAACGACAAAAUCAUUUAACUGGUUCAUCUCAGGUCUCUGUUUCUGGUAAAAAAAAAAAAAACACUAAAUCAUGUCUACCAAGCUUAUAUACAAACAUAUAUUUAUAUUUUCUAUAAAGCAACCACGAGGCAGACUUUGUUUUUUCACCAGAUAACUCUGUUCAUUAGCUGACCCUACCUUGUACAAAUCACCCUCCUUUGUCUAACACUGUUUUUGUAACAUAUUCUGUACAGUUUAAAUAUUUUUUGUAUUCUUUCUUUAUCCUCAUACUAUUGGAAACUGAACAAUAGAAAAGAUUCUGCAGUGAUGAGUUAAAUUACACGACAGAUUUGUGUGUAGUUUAGCUGUAAAUUACUAGACAACAAGAAAAUACCAAAGCGGUUUAUUUCAUGCUAAGUUACUGUGAAAAGUUCCGAUGUACAUCACAAAUAUACAUUUUAUUGUUGGUCAGUUAUGUUAGUUCAGACAUAUUUGCAUUAAAGAUUUUAAGCAUGAAGCUUG